This is a messenger RNA of Fusarium venenatum, 2757 nucleotides long. RefSeq names its product chitin synthase-domain-containing protein. The record is from RefSeq and is a predicted model, not a curated record. Gene Ontology annotation, cellular component: cell septum; cell periphery. Lineage: Eukaryota; Fungi; Ascomycota; Sordariomycetes; Hypocreales; Nectriaceae. Gene Ontology annotation, molecular function: chitin synthase activity.
AUGUCGUAUAAUCGCCUGAACGACGAUUACUACACAAACGAGAUGGAUCCUCGAUACGGCGCUCAGCCUAUGCCGCCGCGUCGGUCACCUUCACCGGGUCAACAUCAUCCCAUUCAGCCAGGCUAUCAGCUCGAUGAUAACCCCUUCGACGAUGGCCGCUACGGGCAGUAUGGCCCCUCUUCACAGCAUCUUGCUAUGCCGGGCCCUGAUCCUCAUGGACGCUUGCCCACCCCUAGCGACCAUUUAAGCCUCAACGCAGCUCAAUCAGUUGACAACCUGACCGGUUAUGGCCCCCCUUCAGGAGGAGAUUACGCUGUAAACCCAGAAGCGCAUCACGAUGCCUACUAUAAUCAGCCCUACGAGCCUCGUCCUCUGCCUCAACCUCAACAUCAAUCCUACGAUCAAGGCUACGAACAUGAUUACGACGUUCCUGACAACCGACCUAUGCUACCACAUCAGCACUCGGAUGUCCCUAGCGAGCAAUACCAAGAGCCACCCCAACAAGGUGGUGGCAUACAACGUCGAAAGACAGUCAAGCAAUUUGCCCUGUAUCGCGGCAACCUUGUUUUUGACUGCCGCGUUCCUCCCCUCCUUCUACAACAGAAUCCCCACGGCGAGCGCGAUGAAUUUACGCAUAUGCGAUAUUCGGCUGCCACCUGCGACCCUAACGACUUUUACGACUGCGACUUUACGCUACGGCAAAGACUCUUCAGCAAGCCCCGCCAUACCGAGCUUUUCAUCGUCGUGACAAUGUACAACGAGGACGAGGUUUUGUUUGCGCGUACCAUGGCUGGCGUUUUCAAGAACAUCGAGUACAUGUGUAACCGACCAAACAGCAAGACAUGGGGCAAGGACGCUUGGAAGAAGAUCGUUGUGUGUGUUGUUAGCGAUGGUCGAUCCAAGAUCAAUCCUCGCACUAGGGCCUUGUUGGCUGGUAUGGGUGUUUAUCAGGAAGGCAUCGCCAAGCAACAUGUCAAUGACAAGGCCGUCACAGCUCAUAUCUACGAGUAUACCACGCAAACUCAUGUGCAGAUCAAGAGCAACGUUGUGCAGCUUGUUCACAGGCGCCAGCCUGUCCAGAUGCUCUUCUGUUUAAAGGAGAAGAACGCCAAGAAGAUCAACUCGCACAGAUGGUUCUUUAACGCUUUUGGUCGCGUUUUGGAGCCUAACAUCUGUGUUCUUCUUGAUGCUGGUACACGACCUGGUGGAAGCUCAAUUUACCAUCUGUGGAAGGCCUUUGAUCUUGAGCCCAUGUGUGGUGGUGCCUGUGGUGAGAUCAAGGCUAUGUUGGGUACUGGUGGAAGGUUUCUCCUGAACCCUCUGGUCGCUGCUCAGAACUUUGAGUACAAGAUGAGUAACAUUCUCGACAAACCACUUGAAUCCGCAUUUGGUUUCAUCUCCGUGUUGCCUGGUGCUUUCUCGGCCUACCGCUACGUUGCCCUUCAAAACGAUAAGAACGGAAAGGGCCCCCUUGAGAAGUAUUUCCUGGGAGAGACCCUUCACGGAGGAAGUGAUGCCGGCCUUUUCGAGUCCAACAUGUAUCUCGCCGAAGAUCGUAUUCUUUGCUUCGAGCUCGUCACCAAACGCAACUGCCAUUGGAUCCUGCAAUACGUCAAGUCAGCUACAGGCGAAACUGAUGUGCCCGACACGGUGACGGAGCUAGUCCUCCAGCGACGUCGUUGGCUAAACGGUUCUUUCUUCGCUGCUAUCUACGCCAUUGUUCACUUCCUCGACUUCCUCCGGUCCGACCAUACGUUCCUCCGAAAAUUCGCCUUCUUUAUUGAAUUCAUCUUCAACACAAUCAACAUGAUCUUCGCUUGGUUUGCUAUUGGCAACUUCUUCCUGGUCUUCAAGAUUCUCACGACGAGUUUGGGAGACGAAACAUUACUCGGAAGGACAGGUGAAAUUCUCGGUGUCGUCUUCACUUGGCUCUACGGUGUAUUCUUGAUUACUUGCUUCGUGCUUUCACUCGGUAAUCGACCAGCUGGCUCUGGUAAGCUUUAUUCUGCCAUGUGUUGGUUCUGGGCUAUCAUCAUGAUCUAUCUAAUGUUUGCUGCAAUCUUCAUCUCGGUCAAGGCUAUUAUUGCCGACGUCAACGACGAAAACGGCUUUAAUUUUUCUGAUAUAUUCAAGAAUAAGGUCUUUUAUAUGUUGAUUAUCUCGGUGAUGUCGACUUACGGCAUCUGGCUUAUCGCAUCGUUGAUCAUGUUGGACCCUUGGCACAUGGUUACGUCAUUCGCCCAGUAUAUGCUUCUCACGCCCACCUUCACCAACGUCCUGAACGUCUACGCCUUCUGUAACACGCACGAUGUUUCUUGGGGUACAAAGGGUGACGAUAAGGUUGAAGAGCUUCCUUCCGUCAACACCAAAGACGGUACCGGAAAAACGGACUUGCCCGACGAGGGUGACCUGGAUACACAAUACCAACGCGAAAUCGCUGUCUUUGCUCAAAAGUUCGUGGAGGUCAAGACCGCCCCAACCCCUAGCCAGCUUCAAGAGAGGCAGAUGGACUACUAUAGAGGUGUCCGUACCGGUGUUGUGCUUCUUUGGAUGGUUACAAACUUCGGUCUUGCAGCUCUCGUCCUUAGUUCGGCCGGCCUAGACCGAAUCAGCUCCAAGACAGAUAAGGAGGCAGACCAACUAAGCCGCUCUAACAUCUAUAUGUCUAUCGUCUUGUGGAGUGUUGCGGGCCUCAGUGCAUUCAAAUUCAUCGGCGCGAUGUGGUUCUUGGUUGUGCGUAUGUUCCGCGGCGUGUAG